Molecule: messenger RNA, 1053 nt
Organism: Aspergillus oryzae RIB40
Lineage: Eukaryota; Fungi; Ascomycota; Eurotiomycetes; Eurotiales; Aspergillaceae
Product: GTP-binding protein RBG1
Exons: 9
Coding region: 1-1053 (350 amino acids)
Biological process (GO): cytoplasmic translation
Cellular component (GO): cytoplasm
Molecular function (GO): GTPase activity; GTP binding
Source: RefSeq, a predicted model, not a curated record
AUGUCGACCACAGUUGAGAAGAUGGCACGGACGCAGAAGAAUAAGGCGACGUCCUAUCAUAUUGGACAGUUGAAGGCUAAGCUUGCGAAGCUAAAGCGUGAACUUUUGACCCCAACCGGUGGUGGCGGCGGUGGAGGUGGUGCUGGUUUCGAUGUUGCUCGUACCGGUGUCGCUAGUGUUGGUUUCAUUGGUUUCCCUUCUGUCGGAAAGAGUACCUUGAUGAGCAGAUUGACAGGCCAACACUCUGAAGCUGCGGCCUACGAGUUCACAACCUUGACAACCGUGCCUGGACAGGUGCUAUACAACGGUGCUAAGAUUCAAAUUCUCGAUCUUCCCGGUAUUAUCCAGGGUGCCAAAGACGGCAAGGGUCGUGGUCGACAGGUUAUUGCUGUGGCGAAGACUUGCCAUCUCAUUUUCAUUGUGCUCGACGUCAACAAGCCGCUUGUCGAUAAAAAGGUCAUUGAGAACGAAUUGGAAGGUUUCGGAAUCAGAAUCAACAAGCAGCCCCCUAACAUCGUCUUCAAGAAGAAGGAUAAGGGUGGUAUCGCGAUUACUAGCACAGUCCCAUUGACGCAUAUUGACCAUGACGAAAUCAAAGCUGUCUUGAGCGAGUACAGAAUUUCUUCUGCAGAUAUUUCAAUCAGAUGCGACGCCACAAUUGACGACAUUAUCGAUGUUCUCGAGGCAAAGAGUCGGGCUUACAUUCCUGUCGUAUAUGCGUUGAACAAGAUUGAUUCUAUCACAAUCGAAGAGCUGGACCUGCUUUACCGGAUUCCCAACGCCUGCCCUAUUAGUUCCGAGCACGGCUGGAACGUUGACGAACUGCUGGAGAUGAUGUGGGAUAAGCUCAACCUCAGGCGAGUCUACACUAAGCCUAAGGGAAAGGCACCCGACUACACUGCACCUGUUGUGCUGAGAGCCAACGCAUCCACCGUUGAAGAUUUCUUCAAGCAGGCUAUUGUCUAUGGCCGCUCCGUUAAGCACCAGCCGCAGCGUGUGGGUCUUACACACGAGCUUGCAGAUGAGGAUAUUGUGACCAUUGUUAAGCGGUAA